GCGUUACUGUGUAAGUGGUGGACCAUUCGUCGCACAUCUUUCUCGGAACUCUAGUGUACGUGUUGUUUCCAGGCUGACCCCAGCAUCACCAAUGAGACCGUAGUCGUAUUUUAGUAGCCAAACAAGAGUUGGAUGGAUCGGACGCAUUACUCAAAACAGUGUUCAAUGAUGUUGCUUCUAGGCUUUCUGAUAACGUUAUCAGCAUUCAACUCCACUUUUGCCGCGUGCCGUAUUUAUUUGAAUGGGAAUCUAACACAAGACCACGUCCCACUGUUUCUUCAUGCUUCGGGCGGUGAGUAUAAGCUCCUUCACCCAUUAGGGGCAUAUUUCGAGUGGCGUAAAUCACAGAAAGUACUUCUUGGAUGUUCUUCAAUCAAAAACGUUCUUGUUGACACUGAAUCAUCGCAUACUAGUAUCACAUGUGUCGAAGGUCAGAGGUUUCGUCUACAAAACUCCACGAUAGUUAAAUCGUUCACCGAUAUCAGAUGCAAAUCGACAGUAUCGAGUUCUUUAAAACCUCGAAAUAGCGAAUGCGCCAACGGCAAAGGUCGAGUGUACGAUGUGGGAUUCGAAGUGAACGGACUGCCUUUCACCAAAUAUUUCCACAUUUGCUAUGAUAACGACAAAUCUUCAGCAAUAUAUAGCGAACAUUCUCUGCCUGGAAAGAGCUUGAAUUAUGCGGAAAUCAAUAAUAACCGUCCAUCGUUUAAACUCGGAGGGAUAACAUCAAAAGUGAGAUUAGCGUCUGUUUAUACACAGAAUCACCAGUAUGAUCGAUUUGAGAAGGCUUUAGGCUCGUCAGCGGAAGCAUCACGAUACAUCAACUCUUCCUCAUACCUAGCUAAAGGCCAUCUAACUCCGGAUGGUGACGCAAUUAUAAAUAACUGGGCAGCAGCAACUUACUUUUUCAUAAACGUAGCUCCACAGUGGCAAAUUAUCAAUGCUGGCAACUGGUUACGUGUUGAAAAUGCAGUCCGGAAAGUAGCGAUCCGGCUAAAUGACACCGUACGCAUCAUCACUGGAGUGCAUGGUAUACUCGAGCUACCAAAUACCGAAGGUCGACAAGUUGCUAUUAGUUUAAGUGAGAACGGUUUAGUUGAAAUCCCAAAGUGGCUAUGGAAGGUCGUAAUCCACGAGCCCAGCAACUCCGCAGUUGUCUUUAUCACCUUGAAUAAUCCUUUUGCAAACGCAUCUGAAACCUUAUGCAAAAACAUAUGCUCUUUACAUGGUUGGCACCAAGCAGAAUACCUGGAUUAUCGAAAAGGCUUCACGUACUGCUGUAGUUUAAUAGAUGCUCGAAAAGCUAUUCACUCUCUAUCUUUUACAAACAAUACAUCAAACAUUUUAGAACCAUAAAACAAUGGUUUAGCCCACAAUUCAUAUAAUGUGCAAGAAUAACAAAACAUAUAAUUAAUAGAAAUGCCAUCAUAAAGCAUUAAAUAUUUUUCAAGGAAUCAAUUAAUCCUUAUUUCAAUCGUGGCGUAUUGUUACUAGAUUGUUGAAUUGCUUUUUCUCCCUAAUCGUUAUCAUUCUUUACAUGAGUGGGAGGAAUAAUCCAGAGUGUUGUAGAUAGAAAUUGUUCCAUUGUUGCUGGAAAUUACCAAGUAAUAUUGCACAUAUAUCUUCUGAUGUUUUUACAUUUGGCAUAAUAGAGCAUUGUGGAGUUCGCUUUUAAGGAUAAUCCCUCCCUUGAUUCCAUUUUCAACCCAUUGUCAACAUAGUUUCUCAAACCUGAGAAAUGAAUCUAUGGGCGAAGAAGCUUUCUAGAAACAUAAGCUUUACGUCGUUUUGAUAUAAGAGUUUUUUUUUCUACAUGUGUAAGAACGGGCGAGCCGUAUAUUUGGAGUGUAUGUUGAGUGUUAUAGAAUUUGCUGCACACGUUAAAGUUUUGACAUAUUGUUCACCUAUUAUCAUACAAAACUGGAAUGUUUGUGAAAAUGUUUGCUGAAAUUGAUAUUAUUACAUAUUACAUCGGUGCAUAUAGGAACUAUGAGUUAUAUAUUUUCAUCUUACUCUCAUUUCUCCGUUUCUUCUACCGUGACUAUCGUGACGUAAAUGCAUCAAUUGAUUUUGUAUUAAUAUAUUUCGUGUUUUCUUCCCUGUACAACCUUCCUCAAUCUACAUCUGGCAAUAAAGAAAUUGCAUUUCUUAACA
Anopheles darlingi is the source of this 2154-nucleotide messenger RNA. RefSeq lists its product as uncharacterized. Gene Ontology annotation, biological process: apoptotic DNA fragmentation. The transcript is spliced from 5 exons. Gene Ontology annotation, molecular function: single-stranded DNA endonuclease activity; RNA endonuclease activity; metal ion binding. Gene Ontology annotation, cellular component: nucleus; mitochondrial inner membrane. NCBI's taxonomy places the organism in Eukaryota, Metazoa, Arthropoda, Insecta, Diptera, Culicidae. The record is from RefSeq and is a predicted model, not a curated record. Bases 133 to 1356 code for a protein of 407 amino acids.